Messenger RNA from Rhagoletis pomonella (apple maggot), 2533 nucleotides. RefSeq names its product putative mediator of RNA polymerase II transcription subunit 26. The transcript has 4 exons. NCBI's taxonomy places the organism in Eukaryota, Metazoa, Arthropoda, Insecta, Diptera, Tephritidae. The coding region runs from base 740 to 2533 and encodes 597 amino acids. The record is from RefSeq and is a predicted model, not a curated record.
UUCUAUCUACUGCCUUCUGCUAACUUUUUGUUUUAUUCUGUCUUCUAUCGUCUAUCGCACAUUGUCGACUUUCGUGCACGUCUCGUAUACCCGCCAUGACCGUGUACCCGUUUAUAUUAUCCGUUCGCUUUGCAGCAUUUGCGUUCGUCGCCUGUGUUCCCGUUCCGUUCGCAUUCGUGUCAGUCGAGAUUGAGAGUGCGAAUUUGGCCUACAGACCUAAUUUUACGUCUGCAGCCAAAACAAACCCAAUUAAAUACGUUAAAUUAGUGCAAAAUUAAAGUGAAAUAUAUGAAAUCACCUAAAUUAGGUGCUGCGUAAUGCGAUGUGACAAUAAAUAAAUGCGAAAAAUGUACAAAAUACGCAAUAAAAGCGAACAAAUUCGCUGGUGAUAGUACAUACAUAUGUGCAAAUUGCACAAUUGUAGAAUUUUUUCCUAUACUUCUAAAAAAAAGUACACAAAUUGAAGCAAAGUGAAGAAAUGAAGCAGCAGCAGCAGCAGCAGUGUCUUGUUUGCUAUUCGCUUUCGAUUUGCCAUUUUAUUAUUAUGUGUUGCCUCGGCGUGCUAAAAUAAGCCAGAAUCAAUGUGAAAAAUAAACGAGAAUAGAGUGGUAGAAGCUUCGUCGAUGUCGACGGCGAAGCCAGUGCUGACAACAGUAGCAAUAAUAACUAGUGCUUUCCAGAGAUACUCGCAUUAUAAGGAAUCGUACCUGUGACUUAACAAAUUUUACAUAGAAAAUAUAUGCACAUUCGAAUAACUUUCAAUAAUCUCAGAAUAAGUGUUUCGUGUUUACUUCGUCCUGCAAUGGACGGCUUUAACGUUCCAAUGUUGUCCGAUAAUGGCUAUAGUAGUAACAGUAGCAACAACACACCACAAACACAUACACAUCAUCACAAAGAUCAAAUGCUUAGUGCUGGCAGUGCCCCAGCCACGCCAUUCAUAUACGAUCAUCCCGCCAGCCAUAAAGGAAUCAACCAAGUGUCGGUCAGUUUGAAGUCCACCAACGACUAUGCCACCUUCACCAAUUGCAUUCAACAAUCCGCGUUGCUCGAUCACCGUACAGUCGAUGCUAAUAUCGAUGGUGUUUCGCUCAGCAGCCUAUGUGACCUGAAAUUUCCCAGUUCACCUUCGGGUGAUAGUAAUUUUAAGAAUAUUUCACUUAUAAAUAUCGAGGCUAAUCAGGUGCUAGUGCCAGCGAAAGGUAUCGCUGCAAGCGAUUUGAUUACCGAUGGCGUCGGCAAUGGCAUCGAGCCGACCUUUUCAAAUAUUUUAUAUGCCAAGGACGACGUUGUCAUAGAAACGAAGGAUAUGCGCGUCGACUGCGACGCAGCUCAGGUGACACACGUGACGCACUACUUACCCCUGAAAGCCAUCAAUGAUGCUGAGACGAAGUUUCCAAAGGCCACAGUCACGGCCACGGCUGCUGCUGAUGCACCAACGGUGACUCCGUUGAAUGCCAGUGCAAUGGCUGGGGUGCAGACGGUCAGUACAAAGCCGAGUGCUGGGGAUGGUGGCGGCAGAAACAACAACAACAACAACACCAGUGGUCGCAUGAAGCGGGGAAAUGCUGGUAGUAGAAAUGGGCGCACAGCUGCAAAUCGCCAACGACAACAACAGCAGCAGCAGCAACAGCUGUUACAACAACAACAGCAGCAGCAGCAGCUACAAAUACAGCCAGCGGAAGCUAUAACUCACACUGUAACAACGGCAGGGCGUGGCGACUACUUGUCACCUAGUAGUCUUAACGUUUUCGUGACGGAUAACCAGGCGUUAAGUGAUUUCCACAACAGUUCAGCUGAUAAUCGAAUCACAACAACAACGUCCACAAUAAUAACCACUGCCACUGCCAGCAGCAAGAGCAUCACAACAAAUGCCAAUAAUAAUUUCAUUGCCAGCAAUCAUAGCCAGAUUGCCAGCGGUAGCUGCAGCAAUGCCGCCAACACCACCAAUACCAAUAGCACUAAUAAUAACAGCAAUAACAACUGCAACAAAAACAAUGUACAAAAUAUGAACAGUAUUGCAACAAUGGGGCAUAACCGGGCAACAGUUUUGCAGCCAGUUGUCGAUGAGACGAAAACGUUGGGCUCACCCACCCAGCAGCAGCCAGGUCAGCAACAACAGCCACGACGGCCUGCUGCAGUAAUCGUAUCCACCUUGUCGAAAGGCAGCUGCAUUAGCAAAAGCAAUAGUGUCAACAUAAAUAUCAAUCAUGCCAACAACAAUAGCAAUGUAAGUGGCAACAAUAGCACAAUGUCACCGAUUUCUAUAGAUGCUGCCACAGAGCCAGAGAUACAACAGUCACCACAGCAGCAGCAGCAGCAGCAACAGCGGCAACAACAGUUGCAACAAAUGCAUUCAGCAAAUGUUAGCACCGAAUGUGAUUCACUAUCGUCCAUGGAUAUGAGCGAUGGUAGUUUUGACGUCGCACAUAUUGAGGACCUUGCAAACGAUGCACUUGUAAAAAUUGUUAUGCUUGCUGCAAUAACAACAGCAACAACAACAACAACAACAACCACAAAAACAACAUGCAAUUAA